AUGUAUGUGAAUCAUAAUUACGUUAUUAUUAUUAUUAAAAAUAUUUGGAAAGUGAAAUUGUUCUUUACGUUGAUUUUCAUCAGUUCUUCAAUUUUUGAUAUAAUAAUUAAUCCGACUUUUGCAUAUGAGACUGCAAUAAAUCAUGUUGAAUCAAGCAACAAUGGCCUCAAAGUAGUUGAUGGGAUUAAUUAUCAGGAUGGAACAAUUUUAUUAAGAUUGUUGAAUCCUUUAAAUUACUGUAAUGAGAAUACAAUCUAUUUACGAUUAGUCCAUACAAAUGAAACUGUUACAACUUUAAAUUUAAAUAAUUUGAACAUUCCAUGGGAAAAUUUUUGCUACAAACUUGCAUUGGUUGCUAAUAGUAAACAAAGUAGUGGUGGUAGCAGUAGUGGUGAUAGCAUUACAAUAAAUGCUAUAGCUUAUAAAUAUAUAUUAAUAAAUUAUUUUUGUAAUCGUUCCAUUUCUAAUAAAGUUUGUGGUGAUGUCGUUACUUGGACUGGUGAAUUAGUAAGUAAUAUUGAAUUUGAGAAUGUAUGUGAUGACAGUAUAAUUAUUCAAAGCCAUAAAAAAGAUGAUGGAUUUUUGCGUGUGUGUUAUGUUAAAGAUACAAAAGAAAUCAUUUGGACAAAAUACAGUGUACCAAAUAUUUCUACUGGUACAAUAUUAGAAACUUCUACUGGAAAAUUAACAGAUAUAACCAACUUUAACCCAAACAUUACAAAGUUCUUUUCAAGAGAAGAUGGAAGUUAUGCCAUGGUAACUUGUACAACUGACACAAAAACAACUACUGAUAGUAAUCAAUUUACUGGAGAUUGGACAAUUGCUGUAACAUUUUUAUCUGUUGAUGAUAGUUUGCAACCAACAGGCCCUUUUGAGUUAUAUAAAAGUAAAACAAAUGGUAAUGGUUCGAUUGAUAUUGUUAAUAUCCAUAGGUGUGAUCUCGCCUAUUACUUUUCAGGAUACAGUUGUCUGAUUACAAUUGUUAGAUCAACAAACAUAUCAUUUAUAGAUAUUGAUUUCACAUCUUCUGGUAACUUGUAUUCGGUAACACCAGAAUUUUCAAUUGCUCAAGUUUCAAAUACAACAACAACAAUAUGGGAUGUUCAAACAUUGUAUUAUGGUGGAUAUGUUAUUUUAGUAGAGACUGUUCCGACUGGUAAUGUUGAUGGACACAUUUGUAGUAAUAAUGGCACCUAUUUUGGAAAUUGGAGCUUCUCAAGCCAAUAUCAAUACACUAAUAAAAUUGCAGGGGUUCUGCCUGACAAUACACUAUGGACAAUACCUAAACAACCAACUGACGAUUAUUCUUGGACAUGUUUAUUGACCGAUGCUUUAACCAAUUAUAGUACAGUUCAAGGUAAUAAUGGUAGUUUCAAUACUAUUAGUGGGUUUCCUGGUGGUCCUGGAGGUUAUGGAUCUGAUAGUAUAUUGUCAACAGUGCCAGAAAAAAAUUCAAGCAUAAUUUCUGCAAAUACUGAUUCAAUCACAAUAACUUAUACUAAAUCAGUUAAAAAAUCAUCAGGAAAUAUUAAUAUUUACCAAUUACGUUCUAGCACAAACAUUAAUAUUAAUAACAAUGAUGAUUACUAUGAUGAGAGUGAAGAUUUAUUGCGUCAAUCAUGCUCUGGUCAAUCUGAUUAUGUUCAAAUCGAAGGUAACACUGGUACAACAUAUUACACAUCAUUAUCAAUAAAUGAUCAAUUGGAUUUUGUUGGCAAAUUGUCAAAUGAAUUAUCCAAUGCACUUCCAUGUGAUAUAGCACGUAUAAAAAUAUCAACAAAAUAUCAAUAUAGUCAUAACAACCAUGAUAGUAUCAAUGACAAUCUUAGUAAGAUCAUAUUCAAAAAUUAUGAAAUGAAUAUCACAACUAAUUCAACUGAUCAAAUAUUUAUGAGAAUUGAUAUUGAGGGAACAUCAUCAAUAACAGAAUUGAGUGCAAUACAAUUAGCAAGUGAUUUGAAUGAAUUGAUAAUAAAUAAAAAUGCUACGUUAUUAUCUAAAGGAUUAUACACUAAUUUGAUUGAUUCUGGUUACGGGGCUGAACAACUAGACAAUACACCAACAUCUAAUAUUGGCGAUGAUCCAAAAAGUAGUGAAUCAGAAGCAGCAAAUGGCAAGGACAUUGAUGAUAACAGUAGUAAUAGUAAUAGUGAUUCUCAGAGACCUGAAGAUAGUGAUUAUGAAAAUCAAGGUGAACCUGUUGCAAUUUAUAAAAACAUCACAAGUGGAAUAUUAGAAACUGAAGAAGUUGGUAAAUCAUCAACAGGAAUUGUUGUACCUUCAUUAUCGCCUUCUUAUACACCUAAUAUAUCACUUGAUACAUCAUCAUCCUCUCCAACAACAAUGUCCUCAAUUUACCGUUUAAAAAAUGCUGUUCAAAAUUAUGAAUGGGGUAAGAUUGGUUCUGAUAGUAAAGUAGCACAAUUUGCUAAAGUCCAAGAUGGAUUUAUACUUGAAAAUGAUAAACCUUAUGCUGAGCUUUGGAUGGGUACUCAUCCCAAUGGACCAAAGAUUGCUGAUAAAUAUAAUCAAGAUUUACCAUUUCUAUUUAAGGUUUUAUCAGUAAAUAAAGCUCUUUCUAUUCAAGCUCAUCCCGAUAAAGAACUUGGAAGAAUAUUAUUUGAUGUGGUAUUAGAAGCAAAAAAAGAAACUUAUAGAAGAUUUUUAGGGAUCAUAUCCCGUCACUCACAAUAG
This is a messenger RNA of Entrophospora sp. SA101, 2694 nucleotides long. Lineage: Eukaryota; Fungi; Glomeromycota; Glomeromycetes; Entrophosporales; Entrophosporaceae. The record is from the annotation of a GenBank genome assembly.